Molecule: messenger RNA, 4964 nt
Organism: Phaedon cochleariae (mustard beetle)
Lineage: Eukaryota; Metazoa; Arthropoda; Insecta; Coleoptera; Chrysomelidae
Source: the annotation of a GenBank genome assembly
CAACUAUAGUGGAUGGUGUUUAUUUUGGUGAUUUUUUUCAAAUAAAUGGUGAAAUCUGGUGGUAGAGGACCUGCAUCUAGAAUUCUCCCUGUUUUAUAGAGAAAAUCUAAUUUCAACGAUUUAAAACUAGAGGAGAGUUUUUAGUGAUUCACUGUGACCAAUCUGACAAUGUGGUUUGGAAAUAGUUCGAAAACUUUAGGCUCUCGUGUCAGGUAAGGUAUGGUGUUUUAUGGUGUUUUCAGGUGGCCAUUCUGCGACUUUUGAAGUCUGAGUUGGCAACUCUGGACUGUGGUUUCCAUGUUCUUUCUCUUUUCAUGGCUUUGUGGAACGCGUCGUUGGACUCCAUUUUACAUUUGACUGAAAAAAAUAUUUUAAGUUGUGUGUUUAUAUAUUCGUUGAUGUUUUAAAAAAAUGAGUGAUUAUUCUGCGGUAGCUCCGCCACCACAAAAUUUUAACCAGUCUUCAGCAUUUGCUGCAGCCCUGCAACGCGCCAAACAGAUUGCGGCGAAAAUCAACCCAGGAUCCAAUCCAGGUGACAGCCGGCCGAAAAGACCACUGGAAGACGGUUUCGAUUCCGAGCCGGAUGCGAAGAAAGGUCCUGGAUCAAUUGGACCCCCGAGCAACCAAGGACCUCCGCCACUCGGCAGGCCCCCACAGAAUCCGGGAAUGGGUGGGAUGAAUGAAGACAUGAAGAUACCUGACAAAAUGGUGGGGCUAAUAAUUGGUCGUGGCGGGGAGCAGAUCCAACGGUUGCAGACCGACACCGGCUGCAAGAUCCAAUUGGCGCCCGACUCGAUGGGCAUGCCGGACCGCAUCUGCACGCUGUCGGGCAGCCGGGAGGCCAUCGACAGGGCCAAAGAGAUCAUCUCGAACAUCAUCAGACAGCGGGGGGCGGGCGAGGACGGGCCGCCCGAUAUGGGGGGGCCGCCCAUCGGCCAUUUCGCAGGGAACAUGGGUGGCCCUGGUGGCGGUGGCGGAGGCGGCGGCGGUCGCAACACCCUCGAGAUCAUGAUACCCGGCCCCAAGGUGGGGCUGAUCAUCGGCAAGGGCGGCGAGACGAUCAAGCAGCUGCAGGAGAAGAGCGGCGCCAAGAUGGUGGUCAUACAGGACGGGCCCAAUCAGGAACACGAGAAGCCUUUGAUGAUCAGCGGGGAUCCGCAGAAGGUGGAGUUUGCCAAGCAGUUGGUGUACGAUCUGAUCGCCGAAAAAGAGAUGAAGAACUUUGGUCGCGGUGGCGGCGGAGGCAGGGGCGGUAGAAACGACGGUAGGGGCGGCAUGGAUGGAUUCAACGAUUUCGGUGGGGGUGGAGAUUCCAUGGAGGUUUUGGUUCCUAGACCGGCUGUCGGUGUGGUGAUAGGUAAAGGGGGGGAUAUGAUAAAGAAAAUUCAGGCAGAAACUGGUGCCAAAGUCCAGUUCCAGCAGGCUAGAGAUGAAGGUCCUGGAGAUCGGCGGUGUUAUUUGUCUGGAAAUCCUAAGGCCGUUGAAAUGAUAUCGGCACCGAAAGCCAGCUAUACGCGUUUAUUGCCAAUAGGAGCACUUCCGAAGGCCACUGAUCCUCUAUCUUCCAGAAUUCCCGAUUUCCACCAUGGAUUCUUUCAUUACGACCUCGAAUUAGCCCGCCAAAGGAUCGACGAGCUGAUCGACAGCGUCCUGCAGCGCGACGGCGACGGCGGCGGCGGAGGUCGUGGGGGCGGACGAGGGGGGCACGGGGGCGGCCGAGGCAGAGGCGGCCACCACGGCGGCGGCGAUCGCUUCGACCGGGGCAACCGCAACGGGGGUGGCGGGGACUUUGGCGGCGGCGGCGGGCAGUGGGAGGACAGGCGGGGCGGCGGGCACGGCGGGGGCGGCCACCAGGACGUGGUGUCGUUCACGGUGCCGGCGGGCAAGUGCGGGGUGAUCAUCGGGAGGGGCGGCGAAACCAUCAAACAAAUCAACCAGCAAUCGGGCGCCUACUGCGAACUGGACAGGAGGCAGAACACCAAUCCGAACGCGGCCGAGAAAAUCUUCACGAUCAAGGGAGAUCCCGAUCAGAUCGAGACGGCGAAGCGGAUCGUCAGCGAUAAGGUGCAAUUGCCGCUGAAUUUCGUGCAGAUGAGCGGCGGCGGCGGCGGUGGACCGCAAAUGUCCAACAACAUGCCAACUGCGUAUCCGGGUAUGGCCCCGCAAGGCUACAACCCGCAGAACAACUGGGGCGUGCCGCAGGGCGGCUACCAGCAGCAGCAGCAACAGUGGGGCGGGCAGCAGCAGCCCAACGACGGGUCGCAAGCGCCGCCCGGGCAGGUGCAAAUGAACCCUUCCACCGGCCAGCCGGACUACUCGAUGCAGUGGGCGGAGUAUUACAGAUCGCUGGGCAUGCACCGCGAGGCGGAGAUGAUCGAGCAGCAGGCCAAGUCGAAAACGGCCAAUCCGGCGGCGGCGGCGGCAAUGGGAGGCGGGGCGCCGCAGGGAGCUCCCCCGGCGGCUGCCGUAGCCGCUGCCGCCCCUACCGCCGCGGUGGCCGCCCAGCCGGACUACAGCUCGCAGUGGGCGGAAUAUUACAGGAGCAUCGGGAAGAUGAAGGAGGCCGAGGCGAUCGAGGCCCAGAUGAAGAAUAAGACUCCACAGACCGCAGCAACAGCUGCCGCACCACCAGGUGGCACCCCUGCAGGUUACCAGCAACCCCAACAGGCCUACGGUGGAUAUUCGGCACCUGCUUCAGGGUAUUAUGGCGGUCAAGGUCAAGCAGCGCCUGUUCCGGGCGGUGUUCCACAAGGAGGGUACGGCUUCCCGUCGUACGGUUAUGGACAGGGUGGUGCCGGUAACGGAGAUAACUGAAUAUUAUAACCAAGAAAAUUUUAAAUGUGGCUGAAAUUCUCGACUAUGACCACCUGGAGAAUGAUUUCUUAGUCAUUAAGAAUGUUUUAAUCGUCAUCUGUCCUAGUUGUAAGCACUUACACCACGGUACUCCUGAUUGUCCGGCGUUUAGAAAGCUACACUAAAAAGCAAAUCCACUUAUAAUAGAUUUACUAGAGAUUAAGGAUUUUUGUUUUUGUUCAUUGCAUUUUUCUUUAGACGAAAAGUGGCUCCAAUAAAAUUGAUUGAUCACAGUAUUCAUUAGGUUUUUACUGUUUACAUGUCCCACUGUAUAUGAUUUUUUUGCAAUUAUUUACGAAAUGCUUUGCGAGUAUAAUAAUGUAUAUGAGAGCUACGGUUUUUUUAUUGGAUUUUUCUAUCCCCUCCUAGUUUCUUUCAAUAUAUUUCUGAUAAUGUAGUUACGAGAUAUCGGUGUGUUAGCAUUAUUUGUAGGGGUGUAUAUUGGACUAGAGAGAUGGUAAGCCUCAAGUCUUCAAACUGGAAGUACGAAUUGCGAAGUCUGUUACUUUCUGCGAGCGUAUUUCUGGAGGAUAUUUUUUCUUGUUGGUUGUCUCAUUGUCACUAUCUCUUAAUGUAAUUUUUGUAAAGCGGUUCGACUGCUUGAAGGUGUAUAAAUAUUAAACAUGACAUAAUACUUCUGGCGUUUGUUGUUUUCUGUUUGCAGAUCCUCUUCACCUACUGGCAUGGUAUAUCCCAAAGGGUGCCGGGAUAAAUUGCGCGGUUUUUAUAUAUUUAUAUGUAUAUAUUGAACAUGAACAUUUCUUAUUUUUAUGCAGUCCAUGAUUGAUGAUAUAUUGAAUGAGGUCGCGAUAGAAAAUGAUACGUCAAGGCUUCUGAGCGGUUUGUUCUGAUCAUUGUCUGCUAAAUAUGGAGAGAAAAAAUCUAGUGAGCUGGAACUACUGGUCUUCCCUAUAGCUCAGUUGAGUGUAUGACCACUAGAGGAUGUUACCGUAUCGGACGAAAUGAUCUUCACUUUUUUGUAGAAAAUUUUCGAAAUUUGUGGUUCUGUAAGUUGUCAGUGUCAAGAGCUGUCGUGCUAUCGUGACUUGUUUUGAAUUUUUUUCCUAAAAUAUCAUUCUUUUUCAAUUUACAUUGUUCUAGUAUUCCUUUCGUUUAUAGAUAUAGUUUUGUGUUGUGCUCCCAGUGUUAUAAUGGUUUAUUCUGUUGAUAAUUUGUAACAAACUCUCCUCUUAUUGUGCCUACCAGAAAGAGUGAAACCGUCUUCGUUCAUGGAUUUCCGAGUGAUAUUCAUUUGCAACAUAAGUGGAUACAUUCUAUAUUGAGUGUUACAGGAUCAUUACGAGUAAGAAAAUCAGAGCCCUGAUCAAAAGCUAACAAUCGAUACUACUACUACUACUACUAUUACCGCCACCGCUGAGGGAAACUCAACUCGUUUACGAUUUCCAAGGUUAUGUAGGUUUGACAGGAAAACAAUUGAAAUAAGUGUUUCCUCGAGUUGGCCGUAUUGUAUCGGCCACAGAAACCUGUACCAGAUACUCCAGCUCACUAGAUUUUUUCUCCAUAUUUAGAAUUUCAAUAGUCCCAGAAAAAAGUCAUGAAAUAUGGGUUGCAUGGUUGAUAUUUUACUUUGGUUGGCCGGAAGAAAUUGUGCGGUUUUGAUAUAUUUUGAUUAUGAAUAUUUCGUUUUUUUUUUUCCGGUUCAUGGUUAAUAUUUCGAAUGAGUUGAUAUAUUGUUGUAUACUUAUUCGUGUAAAAUAUACAGGGUUUCAAAAAGCCAUGAAAUAUGGGUUGUAUGGUUGGCAUUUUACUUUGGUUUGCCGGGAAAAAUUUGUGCGGUUUUGAUAAAUUUUCAUUAUAAAUAUUUUUUUUUGCGGUUCAUGAUUUAUAUUUCGAAUGAGUUGAUAUAUUGUUGUAUACUUAUUCAUGUAAAAUAUACAGGGUGUCCCAAAAUUGCUGGGACACAGAUCUACCACAUGUAAUAGAGGUCAAAAUAAAUCGACUGGACCCAAUUUAUUUAUAUACCAGAAUGUACCGUUUGUCCAUGAGAAUGUUCACAGAUCUCAAAAAAAUAUUGAAAGUUUGUCAGUUAUAUCAACAGUGAAUUGUUGAAAAAUCUACCACAUCUUUUUACGUUUAUUGAUUUUUCUAUG